Messenger RNA from Hevea brasiliensis (rubber tree), 1115 nucleotides. RefSeq lists its product as uncharacterized. The record is from RefSeq and is a predicted model, not a curated record. NCBI's taxonomy places the organism in Eukaryota, Viridiplantae, Streptophyta, Magnoliopsida, Malpighiales, Euphorbiaceae. The coding region runs from base 97 to 789 and encodes 230 amino acids. The transcript is spliced from 3 exons.
CUCCACACCUGCCAGAUUGACACUAGUGCAUUGGACUGCUCUUUCUAUUCAACGAAGUAUAGAUGAAGGACAGAGAAAGAAAGAGAGCGAAAGAAAAUGCCAACCACAAUUUCUGAUCAAGAUAAGACCCUGGAACUGAUUUUCUUGAUCACGAAUUUGGUGGUGGAGCUUCCAUCGGCUGUUCUUGAUCAGCUGGCCUCAGUUCACAAGCCUCGCUAUGCACUAAUCAGCUUGAUCAUGUCUUUCGUAAUCAUGCUUAUCUCUGCUCUUGAUCUUGUUCGAAUAGGUCGAAGAGGAAGAGUCAAAUGGAUGAGGAGAGGCAAGAUCAUACCUUGGUUUUACUCUUCAUAUCCAAGUUACAAGCCUCUGGGAAAAUUUGCUGAUAUUGUUGGAUUAGUUUGUAGCAUCUUCCAAUGUGCUUCUGCAGCAGUUGCUUAUGCCUUUGUAUCUCAUAAAGCUGAUACUCCUAUCAAAAUCUCAGUUUGGCCAUUAAUCUUUGCCUUUGGUGUAUUGUGUUCUAGAUUUCCAAAGAAUCCACGCCCUGAAAUUCAUCUAGAGAGUCCUGCUCGACGCACCCUGCAUGAGCUUCAGCCUUCUGAAACUCAAUUAUACUAUGAAGAUAAGAAGAAUUACAGGGAGUUUUCUGAGACUCCUAAGAAGUCCAAGAGAAAGAAGCGUGAGGAAGUAGAAAGGUUAAAGCAGCUUCAUACACUAAAGGGUCAUGUUGAAUCAGUGGCGGAACUCAGGGAACUUGACAUCGACUCCGAUGAACACUACUACUCUAUUUGAGAAGCUGCAAUUCAGAAUCAUACAUCAUUUGUACUAGUUGCUUUCACAUAGCAAAAUUCCAUUGUUCUCUUGGGUGGCUUAGGGAAGUGGUGCUCUGACUGAAAGUGCCUUGAUUCUAUGUUUCUGGCAGAGGACAUGACGCUGGUUGUGGUGAAGGUCUCUUGCUUGGCAGAAGGAAUGGGAUUGAGGAAGGCCGCAAGACUCAAAUACUUAGGGAUUGAAAACUUUGUGUGUUGUACAUAAAACCUGAGUUAGCUGUAGAAAAAAAAAAUUUAAUUGUAACAGUAUCAUAAUAUUAUUAUCAAAUUAGUUAUUGUUUUGUUUCA